Astyanax mexicanus (Mexican tetra) is the source of this 10545-nucleotide messenger RNA. RefSeq names its product xin actin binding repeat containing 2a (gene xirp2a). NCBI's taxonomy places the organism in Eukaryota, Metazoa, Chordata, Actinopteri, Characiformes, Acestrorhamphidae. Gene Ontology annotation, molecular function: actin filament binding. Bases 328 to 10371 code for a protein of 3347 amino acids. Gene Ontology annotation, biological process: actin filament organization; actin cytoskeleton organization. The transcript has 10 exons. The record is from RefSeq and is a predicted model, not a curated record. Gene Ontology annotation, cellular component: focal adhesion; stress fiber.
AAUUUUUCCUCUUUUUUUUCAAACUUUCUGUCUGUCUGUCAGUCUGUCUCUCCUCCUUCCAGGCUCUCUUCAUCCGUCUGUCUGGGUCUGCCUCCUCAGCCACUUCAGCUGUGCCACGCACUCCUUCCUCCACAUCCCUUGCUCCUUAUUUUCCUUUACUACUCUCUCUUAGACCGUGGCUCUCUCUCUUUCUCCCUGUAUCUCUUUCUCUCUUUCUGUUUCACUAUCUGUCCUCCCACAGCCAGUGGUCUGCUGGGGGGGAGAAGUGUGUAAGUGUGUGUGUGAUUGUGUGAGUGUGUGUUGGGGGGUGUUUGGUUUCCUUCCACAAUGGAAACUCAAUCAGGAAACAGAGCAGAGGAGUUGAAAGGCGAGGGACACACAUGGGCUGUUGACGCCAAAGAGGACCUGCAGGAGAACAGGCGCAUUGAGAGGUUCGACAUACCGCUAAGUAGCCUCAAGAACAUGUUUGAGAAGCCUCCAGCACACAACACGGAAGUAAAGGGCUCUCCCUCCUCUGUUAGGAGAUCUCUGGAUCAAAAGGGUAGUACAACAUCUGUAAAAGAAGUGUCCAAUCAGAGUGAAGAUAUGAGUAUCUUGGCAGGCAGCACAGGUGUUCCAGGGGACCUACAAGGAAAUCUUGAAGGUGAAACCGAGACAGUUCCUCUCAAACAGAGACUAGCCCUGUACCAGGCGGCCGUCAGCAAGGAGGAGAAAAGCCCUGCUAGUGUGGUCAUGGAGGACUCUGAGGCGUGCUCGUUGCCAGGUGGUCUGGCCAGUGUGAAGAAACAGUUUGAGAGUCAGAAAGUCAGCUCUUCCUCUUCCCAAAGCACCGUCACACAGUACCAUUAUCAGCAGAGACAGGAAGUGGCAAGCUCAUCUGAAAUGAGUGUGAGAAGCAGCGUGAGAGAAAGUCACAGCACACAGGAUCACAAAAUUCAACAGGAAGUUGCAUCCAGCUUUGGGAACCACUUUGAUGAAAACGUGGUCGUCAUUGGAGGUCAGGAGCUGCCUAAAGUUUCCACCCAAGUUCUGAAACAGCAGCAUGAAAAAAGUAUAGAAGAAGCCACUCCAAGCAAGCACAUUAAGAUUGACCUUGAUUACAGCCAGUUUCAAUGGGCACCAGCUAAUACAUCAUCAAAAAUGACAACAGAAGGUAGUUAUGAGUCUGUUACAAAAAACAUGAAAGAGACCUCCUCUACCUGCUCUGCCUCAGCCAGUGCCAAUUAUGACACCACCACUGAGCACUUCCCCCUGCCACCCCCUGCCACCGAUCUCCUUCAGAUACCUACAGAGAUCCCAGGGCGCUGUUCCUCUCCCCAGCCUGCUGAUCAAGUGGUGCCCGGUGCUUCCCAAAAGUACCCAGUCACCAAGGAUCAGUACUUUAAGCAGAGAAACCUCUACGAGCUGAAGCGUUUGUACAAACAUAUUCAUCCAGAGGUGCGCAAAAACUUGGAGCGAGACUUCAUCACGGAAAUGGAGCACUCUCACAUGGACAGCGAUGAGGAAAUGAGCAGUGACAUACAGCAGGCACGGUACGUGUUUGAGAACAGUGGCAGCAGUCCAGGGAAGUGCAUGAGCCCAGAACGAGAGUAUCUGGAAUGGGAUGAGAUUCUGAAAGGGGAAGUGCAGUCUAUGCGCUGGAUGUUUGAGAAUAAGCCACUUGAUGCCAUCAAAGAUGACACACCAGAUGAGAAUGAAAGCAGGAACAUUGCCCAACAGGAAAUCAUUGCUGGGAAAGAUGUGAAAUACACAACAUGGAUGUUCGAAACAAAGCCCAUUGAUGCCCUGGGUACAGAAACACCCGACUCAACAGAUCACAGUGGGAAACUAAAAGAACUAGCAAGAGGAGAUGUCCAAACUGCAACCUGGCUUUUUGAGACCCAGCCUCUGGACACCAUGAAUAAGAUCUAUCUAGAAGACCAAGACGAGCACAGCAUGUAUACCAAAGAUAUUACAGGGGGGGAUGUAAAAACUGCUAGAUACCUGUUUGAAACUCAGCAUCUUGAUUCUCUUGGCCACACUGAGACAAUAGAUGAAUCACACUUCCUACAACUAAAGUCAGAGCUGGAAGAGGUCAAGGGAGAAGUCAAAACAACAACCAAAAUGUUUGAGACCCAUCCCAUGUGUGUCAUUAGGGGUGACUCUGGUGAAAUGCUACAGAUUACAACUGUGCGGCGCGAGGAGACAGAGAAAGGCGACGUGAAAACAUCACGGUGGCUCUUUGAAACCCAGCCUUUAGAUAUGAUUAAUAAGGACCCAACUAAAGUUAAGCUUAUUUGUGGCGUCUCCAUGGAAGAGGAUAUUCAAGGUGGCGUGAAUCGGGGCAGGUGGCUCUUUGAGACAAAAACCCUUGAUCAAAUCAAAGAUGAGGAAUGGGAAAGCACUAAAACUCAAAGAGAGGAGAUCAUUGGAGCAGAUGUUCGGAGACACUGCCUGACUUUUGAGACACAACCUAUGGAUUCAUUAAAAGACAACACAAAUGCAAGGCCUUCCGAACCAGAGGACAUCUUGGGAGGAGAUGUAACUUCAACCAGACAUCUGUUUGAGACAGUGCCAAUGGAAAACCUGAAAGAGUUGCCCGAAGUUGGAAAACUGCAAAAGGUUGUUGCCUCAGAAGAAGAGAAAGGAGAUGUGAGACAUCAGAAGUGGUUAUUUGAAAGUAAACCUCUUGAACAAAUCAGAGAGGACAAAAAGGAAGUCUCACGGACUGUAAGGCUGCAAGAGCUGGACAAGGGCGAUGUCACCAACUACAAGGAGAUUUUUGAGACCAUGGAUCUGAGCAAGUGCACAGACACACAGAAAAUAGCAGUGGAAGGUGUCACCAGUGGAUCAGUCAAAUCAAACAAAGUUCUGUUUGAGUCCACACCCUUGUACGCCAUGCAGGACAGCUCAGGGCACUACCAUGAGGUCAAAACUGUACACCGGGAAGAAGUUGUCAAGGGUGACGUCCGAAGCUGCAAAUGGAUGUUUGAAACCCGACCCAUCGAUCAGUUUGACGAGAGCAUAAGUAAAUUUCAGCUCAUCAAAGGAAUUUCCAAACAAGAGGUUGAAGCAGGUGAUGUCAAAACAGCCAAGUGGCUAUUCGAAACUCAGCCUCUUGAUGGGAUCAAAUAUUUCAGCAAUGCGGAAGAAGCAGACAAUAUGAAAAAUGAGACCAUUGAGAUACAAAAGGGUGAUGUUAAGACAUGCAGAUGGUUGUUUGAGACUCAACCAAUGGAUGUGCUGUAUGAAAAAGCAGAGGCAAAGUCUGAAGAUAGCACAGAGGUCCAGAAAGGUGACGUUAAAACCUGCACCUGGCUUUUUGAGACCCAGACCCUUGAUAGUAUCAAAGAUGAGUCUGAGACUAUCUUAAAAACCUGCACAGUGAAGCAAGAUGAUAUCCAAGGCAAAGACGUACGCCUUGCUCGUUUUAUGUUUGAGACAGAGAACUUGGAGAAUAUCCAAGCAAGUGAGGAUUAUGGCAACUUCAAACGAGUGACACAAAUAGAUAUUGAAUCUGGAGAUGUAUCAAGGAUGAAAUACAUAUUUGAGAAUCAGUCAUCUGAUAUUAUGAGCUCUUCUUCUGAGGAGAUUCUGCAAAAAAUUAAGCAUCGUCAGGAUGAAGACAUCCAGAAAGGAAAUGUUGUAAACUGCACCUGGAUGUUUGAAAACCAGCCUAUUGAUUCCAUCAAGGAGAACACGGAAGAAUCAAUGGUGCGUACUGUGACAGAUGUUCAAGGAGGUAACGUUGACAAAGGACGUUUCAUUUUUGAGACAUUUUCCCUAGAUAAAAUUCAGGAAGAUUCUUCAGAGACAGAAAUAAACAAGCUUCAGAGCAUUAUUCGAGAGGAGAUUGAAAGAGGAGAUGUGAAGAACUACACCAUGAUGUUUGAGACCCAACCACUUUAUGCUAUUCGAGACAAGGAGGGACACUUUCAUGAAGUGACUACAGUCACCAAGGAGGAAAUUCUGAGAGGUGAUGUGAUUGGGGCAAGAUGGAUGUUUGAAACAAAGCCAUUGGACUCAAUAAGAGACACAGAUGAGGUUUAUGUGAUUAAAGCUGUUACACAGGAAGAUAUACAGAAAGCAGAUGUCAGCACAGCCAGGUGGAAGUUUGAAACCCAACCUCUCGAUGAAAUUGCUGAAGAUAUGAAAGUCACCAUCAAGACAGUUGCAGAUAUCCAGGGCGGAGAUGUUAAAACAAACAAGCAGCGCUUUGAAAGUGAUGACAUGUCUCAAAAGUAUGUCAGAACUGUUAGUGUAAGUGAGAUACAAAAAGGGGACGUACGAAGUGCUACAUGGAUGUUUGAAACUCGUACAAUUGACAAUAUCCGAGGAGAAGGUUCAGAAUACAAUGAAAUGGAGAAAGUAACCCAACAGGAAGUGGUGAAGGGUGAUGUUAAGCAGUCAGUGUGGCUCUUUGAAAAAGAACCUCUUGAUCAAAUCAAGGAAAGUGAUGGGACAGAAAGUGUGGUUUCCCGUGAAGAGAUUCCCAAAGCUGAUGUCAAGACCACAACAUGGCUUUUUGAAACCACACCUCUAACCGAGUUUAAUGAGAGCAGUUUGGAAAAGACGGAAAUCAUUGGUAAGAGCAUCAAGGGAACCUUAGAGGAACUUUACAGUCAGAAAAUGGUUGACUCUAAAGGCAUUCUUAUAGAAGCAGAUGAGAUUGGUGACGUUAGGAUGGCCAAGUACAAUCUACUGAAUCAGAAGACUCCAGAGAUCCAGAGAGAGGAGGUUCUUCGGGGAGACCUGAAUAACAUCAUGAUGAACCUGCUCAACAGGUGCGAGACAAGUGAGAGAGCCAUCACCAUUGAUGCAGAGGAGAGGGGGAAUAUCAACACAACUGUCCAACAGCUGUUUAGUCAGGAAAGGGGUGUUAAUGUUGAAAAAGAAGAUGUCAUCAAAGGAGACAUACAAGAAGCCAUCAGCAGCCUGCUUAAGCAGGAAGGGUCUGCUAAACGUGGCAUUUUGAUUCAAGAAGAUGAAAAAGGAGAUGUGAGGAUGACUAUAUAUUCUCUUCUGAACAAGGAAGAAGGAAGCUCACUUGAGAAAGAGAAUAUAGUUAAAGGAAAUGUCCGUGGCACUCUGCAUAUGCUGUUGUCCAAUGGUGCAAAAGGACAAGGCUCAAAAAUACAAGUUGAUGAAACAGAGAGAGGUAAUGUGAGUUUUUAUUCAACUUGUAUUGAGUCUGGUGCACUGGAGUACCUGAGACAACUUCAAUUGGGAUCAGAUGAAACAGUUAGUGAGGAAAAGGUUAAAGAACAGAUUAUCGGAGGUGAUGUGGAGCUUACAAAAAUGAUUCUGAGGAAAAACCAGCAGGCCAUUGGACGAACUGUGGCAGAAAACGAUAUUGUUCCUGGCGAUGUUCACAACACUGUGCAGGUGUUUAUGAUGGAACCAAUGCUGUCUUUGAGCAAUCUUCAGAAAGAAGAGAUUGUAAAGGGAGACUUGAGAGCAGCCCUUGAUUCACUGACACAAGCAGUAAAUCAAAGCAGAUCUGUUGAGAAGGAGGAUGUGGUCAAAGGUGACAUCAACACCACGCUCAAGUCACUGGAAGAUGCCCAGAACCAACUUAAAGAAAUGGAGAAGCCUGAGAUUGUUCCUGGAGAUAUCCGAGGGGCCCUGGAAUCCCUUGAGAAAUCAUCAAGUGCUAAGACAGAAGUAAUAAUUGAAGACUUAGUCCCAGGUGACAUCAAGGGUACUUUACGUUCUCUCGAGGAGGCGAAACAGGCAGUGAAAGAGGUUGAGAAGGAGGAAAUUGUAAAAGGUGACAUCCACACUGCUUUGAUGAGUUUACAGGAGGCAUCAACUGAGAAAAAAACCUUCCAGCAUCAAGUAAGUGAACUGGGCGAUGUUAAGGGCACCAUUCAGCUUCUUCUGGAACCUGGCUCCUCCCCUCAUAUGCAGAGAAGAGCGAGUAUAGAGGGUGAUGUAAAAUCAUCAAUUAAAUCCCUUUACGAGCAGGAGCAAACUCAAAUGGAGAAGGAGGAGGUGAUCAAGGGAGAUGUUCAGGGAACCAUUAAAUGUCUUAUGAAGAAGAAAGAACAGUCAAGUCGUAAGUCAAAAUCAAAUCCUCACAGGAAAGGUACAGCUCCCGUACAUAACCCAGUUCCUCCUCAGCCAGAGGCCCAUCAGUGCCCGAUUGGGCCCAAGACUGAUACAAAAAACAUGCCUCAGAAUACCGAAUCACAUCAGAACACACAAAAGCAAACUGAGGUCAAAAAGGAUCAAAGCCAUACCUCUGCUCAAGAUCUCCAUUCAACAACUAAGCAUGUGACAACAGUUAACCAAGCCCAAGCCGAGUCGUCCCAAGUCUCACAGAAGAUAAACAUGAAAGACGUAAAACAGAAGCAAAACAUCCCUAAUCCCAUAACCGUGAAGAAAAAGAAUGUGGGAAAGCAAAUGUCUGAGAAAAGAUGUGAAAGUGCUGCUGUUGCAUCUGGAGAAUCCCAAACAAGGGAGACUAAACAAACAACUGAAACCAUCAAACAAACCCAACAAACCCAAGAAAUUAGGACAGUCACACAAGUUCAAACUGAGGUGACAACAGUGGACACCACAGUUACCCAAAAGCAGAGCAUGAAGAACUUAAACUCUGGACAAAAUAUCAAGAGUCUAAAAACUGAGCAAAAUGUUAAAAGUCUGAACCGAAACCUCAAUCCAAAGGGGAUGAUCAAAAAGAAGCCCCAGCCAGAAAUUCAAUUUCCUCCUCCUCCAAACUUUCCUCCACCGCCUUCUGAGUCAGAGCUCUCUCUUCCACCUCCACCUUCUCCAGUGUCAGAGUCUAACAUCCCUCCUCAUCCUCCAUUGGUUGUUAGACAGGAUAGUGAUCUUCCCCUUCCACCACCACCUCCACCUGCCACUGAAGCAGAGGCUGAAUUCUUUCCUCCACCUCCCCAGGACUUGCUUCCACCUCCCCCAUCACAACAGGAACUCAGCUCUGUGGCCCAGCCAGGUAUUGGAAAGCCAAAAGGGCGACCCAUGUUUAAAGUGCCUAAGACUGAGCCUCCAAAGCAACCAGAGCCACCCAAAGCAGCACAAUUUAAGUGGCAGAAAAAACAAAGUGCUCCUGCUCCUCCACCACCACCCCCACCACCCUCAUCCCCCCCACAAACAUCUGUGGUUGAGCAGAAAGAAACCGUAAAGGCAGCGCAUGUUACAACAGUGAUCGAAACUAAAGGGAUGGAGAAAAAGCAUGCAGAACAUGUAAAGGCACCUCAGAUGCCACUUCCAAAAGACAGUGGAGCUCCCACGGUAUUACCAGUACCAGCACCAAAAGUACAGCCUGAAGAGCCCCCUCGACCCAAAAAAGUGUUUAUUCCUCCAAUUAAACUUCCCCCACCCCCUGAGUCUGCCGAAGAGCCAAAGUCGAAAUCUUAUGCAAGGAAAUUCAAAACUCCACUGAUGCUUGCAGAAGAAAGAUAUCGCAAGCAAAGAGAGGAAACAGAAAAGAGCAAGACAGGGUCCACUCCAACAUCUCCUGCUGCUGACAUGCAGUUUCAGGCUGUAUCUGGUGUGAAGACUGAGGUAGAGUCAACCACACAGAGCAAACUUGAGCAAUCAGAAAUUGUAGAGGUAGCACAGGUACAGCUUAAAGAACCAGAGCCUGAGAAGAAACCAGUCACAGUGCCUAAAAUUGCAGUGCCUAUGAAAAAGCCAGUCCCUGUAACAGAAGAAAAACCUUCAAAACCCAUUACCUCAAAAGUAGUGCAACCACCCACAAAAGUUCCUGAAAAAGUACCUGAAAGCUUUCAGUUGAGCAAGCCUACUUUUCCUAAAGUUGGUAAGAAAGUAGGCACCGAGUUCUCCAACUUUUCUUCAGAUAAAAAGCAGAUCUCUGCUACUAUCACCCAGACUACAGCUGAGAUUAAAGUUCAGCCAACAUCUACUCAACCUCCAGCAGUUGCUGAGCAACUUGAAAAUGUAAAGGCAAGCUCUCAAACUACCAUCUCCAAGCAAGAUGAUGCCCACAGUCACUCAAAACAGCAGUCCACGAUGUCUGUCCACUGUCAGUCUAAUGUCUCUAUAAUAACAGAAGAAACUGUAACUGAGGAAGCAAAGAAGGCUCCCUCACAACCUACAAAGAUCCCAAAAGUCACUCCAAGCUUUAAAGUUAAGACUUUUAAGGUACCCAAAGAGGUGAAACAGGAGGACAAGAAAGAGUUGAUCCAGAAAGAGCAAACAGCUGUGGUGGAGGAUGUAAAAAAUGUACAGCACGUAUCCCAGCUUUCUGCUGGUCAGACAUGCUCCCAAAUCACCAGUCAUACACAGCAAGUAGUUAAAAUUGAGCAACAAGAACAAGUCAAGCAAACUGCCAAGUUGGAAGUACAUCAGAAGAUGUCUAAGCAAAAACUAAAGAUGGACACAAAGCAACCACCCCCUGUGGCACCUAAACCAUCAGUGGAGAUACAUCAUGUGAUACCACCAAUGUCUGUGGAUGUUCAUCAUCAUCAAGGGUCAGGGCAGACAACUGUCAUUCGUUCUCAGCAGGCUAUCAAAGAGGAACAUGUUGUGGUACAUGAAGAAAAAGUGGUCACUCAAAGUGCAGUCCAGCAGCAGAGAGUUCAGCAAAAGGGAAAGUUCCAGAUUAGUAAGCAAGUGAAGAGUCCACCAGGUGCGGAGGAGGCCAUUAAAGACCUUGAGAAGGAGUUCCAGGAGCAGAGUGAGCAAAAUGUAAAGACUGGAUCUGAGACCACCUCUGAUGUUCAGAAAUGUGAGGAAAUGCAGAAACUACUGAGUCAUAUCAAGGAGAUACAAGAAAAAGCAGGAAAAAUGGAUGCCAAGUCAGUAAAGGUCAUGCUGAGUAUGAUUCCUGACUGGUUGGUUGGAGCUGAGGAAAAGGCAGAAUUAAUACGAGCACAGUUCAAUAAGCAAAAACAACAGGAAAUCAUUGUCUACGUGAGGAACCUUGCUCAAGCAAAACUUACUUUUUUAGAGGGAAAUUUGUCUGUACUGAGAAAAUCUGAGAGUGAACAAGUGCAGGAAAAGAAGGCUACCAGUGGAACAUCACAGAAAAUCUCUAAAAUAAGCAUCGGCUCAGCUAAAGUGGAGACUCAGAAAAAAGUUGUGGAGAAAAACAUUCACGAGCAGAGCGAGGCUAAAAGUACAGAUUUCAAGACAAUGCCUCCAGAGCUUAGAAUGAGAACUCCAUCUCCCACAUACAUUUGCAUUGAGACAGCGAGGAGGACAGACUCUCCAUUGCGAGCAACCCCCUCUUCUCCGCCACCCUACAGAUCAGGUGCCACCCCAACACCCCCACCUCGUGGCUCGGAAACUCCUACGAGAAUUCACAGAGCGACACCCUCGCCAACCAUGAGUCGCUCAGACAAGCUAGCCAAACUGAGAGAUACAACUGGUAAGCCCUCUCACGGUGCAACUCCCCCACCCAUGCCUUUGCCUGAGCAUAUGAUGAAGGUGCAAAGUGAAAUCGAAGAGUCUUGCUCAUCCAGCCACCAAGGCUUCAUUAUGGAGUCCCACAUGAUGGAGUCGUCCAUGCUGGAGUCAUCUGUGGAGAUUCAUGGUGACUCCAUGAUGACAGUGAAAGACAAACGUGAGUUUUUUGAGGAGGCUCAGAAAGCAGAGGUAAAUCGCCAAUAUUCCCGAAGGGAUCCAAUCGACAUCCCAGAACGGCUGGGAGCAGAUGCAGAGGACAAUGAGACAGAGAUCUCUAUAGACCUUCAUGAAAAGAUGAUUGAAGAUCUUCCCAAAGUUGACCUGUCCAAACUCGUCAAUAAAUUUGAGUCUCCGCAGCCCAAAGUCUACAUUAGGAAGGAUCCUAUUGUUAUACCUGAAAGACUAGAAAGUGACACAGAGGACACUGAGGCUGAAUCGCAGAGAAAAACAUUGGAGGAGAUACCAACUUUUGAUGUCAAGGCCCUGAAGAAUGUGUUUGAAAUGGGUGAGCAAGCCCACCAAUUUCUCAGAGAGGAGAAAAAGAACCUGGAAAAGCAAGAAGAAACGGUCGAACCCAAAGGUUUCACAGAGACAAAAUCCGUUACAGAGCACUACUCCACUGUUGAUGAGGUCGGAAACACGAUUAUUGGGUCAAGAAGUGAGAUGACGUCUCACUCUGAGAGCAUGACAUCUCGCGGUGAUCCUCCGACAUACGCGGAUGUGGUGCGAGGGAACGUUCCUGUUCUGGAUGUACCACCUGAGGCUUCGGCGGAGGAACUUCUGAAGAGUUUCCAGCAAACGUGGGCAGAGAGCGAGAAAGCGUUCAAGAACUUGGGAUUCAGUGCCUCGGGACAGCAUACUUCACAGACUGUCUCACAUCAGCAGCAGACUGUCUUGACUGAAAACAAGGGUGCCAGAGUCCGAACUGUGUCGGGAAUGUCGGAAGAGGGUGUAUCCCAUGGAGUCUCUCAUAGCGGACAAACAAAAUUUUCAUAAAACCUGCUUCAGGUGUGCCCACUGUAACAGCCAACUCAGCCUAGGAAACUUUGCCUCUCUCCAUGGACGAAUGUACUGCAAACCCCACUACAAACAGCUCUUCAAGUCCAAAGGAAACUACGAUGAAGGAUUUGGAGAAAAGCCCCACAGGGAGCUUUGGAGUGGGAAAAAUCC